AUAGAUAUCAAUAUUUCUAAAAAAUAUAUUAAUAAUUUUAAGAUUUUAUUUUUUAUUUAUAAAAAACAUAAAAAUAUGUAUUUAUAUUUUUUAAAAAUAAAUUUAUAUGAAAUUUAGAUAAAAAAAUCAUAUAAAUAAAAAAACAGAUAUGUAUUAUCACAUAUCGAACACAGAAGAAUCGACCAAUGGCUGGACGAGACCAGCAGACGCCAUUGUUGCAAACCUCACCUCAUAAACUAACAGGCAAUGUAUGGACAACCCUAGCACAUAUUAUAACAGGAGUAAUAGGAUCAGGUGUUCUAUCCUUGGCAUGGAGCAUGGCACAGCUGGGGUGGAUUGCUGGUCCAUUGUCUCUUUUACUCUUCGCCUUUUUUACCCUCGUCUCUGCAUCCUUUAUCUGUGACAUCCAUCUUUAUGCUAACCCUAACCCCAAUAAUGGCACCACCACCAUGAUUAUGAACCGCUCCUACUUGCUGGCAGUUCAGAGUAUUUUAGGAAAGAAAAAUGGAUGGGUAUGUGGAUGCUUGGUAUAUUUCAGUAUAUUCAAAAUAGGAGUUGUGUAUACAAUUACAUCUGCGAUUAGCAUGAGGGCAAUUAGGCAAUCAAAUUGCUACCACAAAGAAGGGCAUGAAGCUGCUUGCGAAUAUGAGGAUACCUACUAUAUGCUUUUGUUUGGAAUUGUUGAAAUAGCAGCUAAUAGGACAAGGGAAGAUCCAAGGUAG
Messenger RNA from Lactuca saligna, 722 nucleotides. The record is from the annotation of a GenBank genome assembly. Lineage: Eukaryota; Viridiplantae; Streptophyta; Magnoliopsida; Asterales; Asteraceae.